AGCGUCCCAAAUCCAUAGACCCUGCGCUCUUUCUCUUAUAGUAAAGGCAAUUGAACGUCACUUCCUAUUUCAUUCAUUCAAUAUGGCAAAGGCUUUCAGUGUCCAGGCGACUAUUGCGUCGUUCGGGGGGAAUUUAUUGAAACUUGAGCACAAUGCGACGUCGACAGGCUCGACAAUGAAGUUGAACCUCUUCUUGCCCGCUCAAGCCGAGAAGGGGAAAGUACCCGUCAUCUUUUAUCUGGCAGGCCUGACAUGUACUGGGGACAACGGGGCGGAGAAGGGCUUCUUCCAGGCGACUGCCAGCAAGCACGGAAUCGCCAUUGUAUACCCUGAUACAAGUCCAAGGGGUCUCGGUGUUCAAGGCGAAGAUGAGUCCUGGGACUUUGGCACGGGUGCAGGAUUCUACCUCGACGCGACGAAAGGGUCGUACGCGGCGGGGUACAAGAUGAGUUCCUAUAUCACAAAAGAGCUUCCAGUAGCUCUAUACGGACAGUUUGAGAACCUAGAUAGCUCCCGAGUGAGCAUUAUGGGCCACUCAAUGGGUGGCCACGGAGCCUUAACUCUGUUUUUGAGGAACCCGGGGAUGUAUAAGAGCGUCAGCGCUUUCGCGCCAAUCUCCAACCCGAAGAACUGUCCUUGGGGACAGAAGGCUUUUGGGGGUUACUUGAAGAGUGAGGAGGAAUAUGAUGAAUGGGAUGCAACGGAGCUUAUUAAGAAAUGGGGAGGUGACUUCGAGGCACUGAUUGAUGUAGGCGAUGCCGAUAACUUUUACAACCAUGGCCAGUUGCUGCCUGAGAACUUCAUAGAGGCUGCAAAGUCCAAGGGCAAAGCCGACAAGAUCAAUUUAAGGAUGCAGAAGGGCUACGAUCACAGCUACUUCUUCAUCUCCACUUUCUCCGAAGACCACAUCAACUACCAUGCCAAACGCCUAUUGUAGAAGGUCUUGAUUUGUAUUCAGAUUACACAUUCCCCGUCUCUCAAAGUAGUGAUAGGGCCAACACGAAUGACUAGAGCUUAGCACUAGAGCCAGCAUGCACCACGCAAAUACAGUAUAUGUGAAC
Molecule: messenger RNA, 1061 nt
Organism: Pseudogymnoascus verrucosus
Lineage: Eukaryota; Fungi; Ascomycota; Leotiomycetes; Thelebolales; Thelebolaceae
Exons: 4
Coding region: 83-937 (284 amino acids)
Biological process (GO): formaldehyde catabolic process
Cellular component (GO): cytosol
Molecular function (GO): S-formylglutathione hydrolase activity
Source: RefSeq, a predicted model, not a curated record